This is a messenger RNA of Oncorhynchus masou masou (cherry salmon), 2770 nucleotides long. RefSeq names its product WW domain-binding protein 11-like. The record is from RefSeq and is a predicted model, not a curated record. Bases 225 to 2369 code for a protein of 714 amino acids. Gene Ontology annotation, cellular component: spliceosomal complex. The transcript is spliced from 12 exons. Gene Ontology annotation, biological process: RNA processing. Lineage: Eukaryota; Metazoa; Chordata; Actinopteri; Salmoniformes; Salmonidae.
CGAGACUUCCGCCCUAGCUCGCGGCAAUCAAAACAUGGUGGACGGCAUCAAUUAGCCAAAAGCGUUUAUGUCAGUGUGAUCUAAAAGGGUAUCACACAGAUUAGUUUGAUACAGGAAACGGCAUUUAUAGUUGACAAUUCACCCGAUUGGAAAGUAAGAGAGGGGAAAGGCGCACUGCCCACAGUUUUCACGUGGAUAAAGGGUGAAGGACACGCGCCAUCACCAUGGGGCGACGUUCGACCUCCUCCACCAAGAGUGGGAAGUUCAUGAACCCCACCGACCAGGCCAGGAAGGAGGCCAGGAAACGGGAGCUGAAGAAGAACAAGAAGCAGAGGAUGAUGGUGAGAACAGCUGUACUGAAGAUGAAGGACCCCAGACAGAUCAUCAAAGACAUGGAGAAGCUGGAUGAAAUGGAGUUCAACCCUGUGCAGCAGCCACUGCUGAAUGAGAAGGUGCUGAGGGACAAGAGGAAGAAGCUACGGGAGACGUUUGAGCGCAUCGUACGUUUGUACGAAAGAGAGAACCCAGACACUUACAAGGAGCUACGCAAACUGGAGCUGGACUAUGAGAGCAAUCGCGGCAAGCUGUCACUCUACUUCGACUCAGUCAAGAAUGCUGAACUGGUGGAGGUGGAUAGCAUCCCACUCCCAGAGAUGCCCCACGCACCCUCCAGCAUCCUGAUCCAGGACAUCCCCCUGCCUGGGGCUCAGCCUCCCUCCAUCCUGAAGAAGGGCUCCUCGUUUAGUAAGGGGAUCAGUGCCUCCAUGUCUGCAGCGGUGGCAGGUGUCCCUCGGUUACCCCCUGGUAGGAAACCCCCGGGUCCCCCACCUGGCCCCCCACCGUCUCAGGUCCUGGCACUGUACGCCUCACGCAGGGCCCAGUUCGCAGCAGACGCAGAUCCAUCCAACCAGGCCUCUGACAUGGAGAAAGCCAUGGACACUAUGCUGAUGGGAGGAGAGAGGGACAGUGGGAGCGAGAGCGAUGGAGACGAUGGGGAGGAAGACGACAGCGACUCUGAAGAGGACAGUGAAGGAGAGAGGGAUGACGGAGGCGAGGUUGACAAGAGGAUGAUGGAGGACGAUAGAGAGAAGGGCAGAGAGGAGGAGAGAGGGGACAGACAUGCAGGACGCAGUGUGCGGUUUGCAGACAUGCCCCCCUCAGCACCCAGGGAGAAGAGCAAGAAGAAGAGGAUUGUGAAGAAGAAAAAGGCCAUCACUCCUCUGCAGGCUAUGAUGCUUAGGAUGGCAGGGCAGUCCAUCCCUGAAGACGAAGAGGAGGAAGAGGAAGUUGAGGAGGAGUAUACUGACUCUGACGACUCCGACAUCGAGGAUAGGGGACCACCAGGCGACAACCAAUCUCAUCUUAUACCCAAUCAGCGCAUGCCUCCACCCUCUGGACCAAUGGGAGGACAGCAACCACCUCUACACAUGCAGGGUCCACCAGGAACAGGGCCUCCACCGUUGGGACCACCCCCAGCUCCUCCAAUGAGGCCUCCUGGUCCGCCCUCUGGCCUGCCUCCCGGCCCUCCACCCGGUGCUCCCCCGUUUUUGAGGCCGCCUGGUAUGCUAGGCGGUCCAAGGGGACCGAUGCCCCGGCUACUGCCCCCUGGACCCCCACCAGGUCGUCCCCCUGGCCCUCCCCCAGGCCCCCCUCCAGGUCUCCCUCCUGGUCCUCCACCCCGGGGACCCCCACCCAGACUGCCUCCCCCAGCUCCCCCAGGUAUCCCCCCUCCACCACGAUCUGGCCCCCCACGCCAACUCGCCCCUCCCCUCUCUCUUUUCCCUCCGCCGCUUAACUCCAACGUCCUCAGUGCUCCCCCCAGCAUCGUCCACCGCCAGAAACCCGGCUCCAACCCAGAUGGCUCCCAUAGCAACCCCAAUGCCUCCAUGCUGCCCCCUCCCUCCAUGCCUAUGUCCAUGCGCCCAGGGAUGCAGAUGCCCCCUCCCCCGGGGACAAGUGCCCUGCCGUCGGGCGCAAACCCCACCAGCCACCACCAUGCACCAACCAUCGAGAAGCGGGCCAACAUCACCUCUAUCUCAGCCGGAGGCAGCAAUCUGGCAACAGGCCAGGGGAGUGGCGGAGCCACCAUCUCAGCCAAACCCCAGAUCAUCAACCCCAAGACAGAGGUCACCCGCUUCGUGCCCACAGCGCUGAGGGUGCGCAGGGAUAAAGGGGCCGGGAGCGGAGGAGGGCCUAUGGAAAAGAGAGGAAGAAGAGAUGAAAGGGUGGGAGGCCAGAAGCUGCAGUCAAUGGCUGCCCCCAUGGGGUCGGCCAACCCUACUCAGAUGGGCCCAGUCUCUCAGCCCAACAUGAAGACCAAGGACCAGAUGUAUGAGGCCUUCAUGAGGGAGAUGGAAGGACUCCUCUGAGACUGACAAGGGCUGCGGGGUGAAAAGGGUGGGUGUGUGUGUUGAGAAGGAAUGAACAGUAGGGGCCAUGAAGAAAGUGUUAGUGAUACCAUCAAGCAGAUGCUGUUCAGAAAUACAUUGGUUCCUCUAAAUGAAGCAGAAAGGCUUAGUUUUUCACAUUGAGACUAGAAUCUCCUCGCUACCAACUUACUGUACAUGGCUAUGAUAAUUUGGCUCAAUCUUUGUGAAAAAGCUAGUGUUUUUUUAUGACUGUCAAAUGUUUAUUUUAUUGUUGAACUGAGAAACAUGAUGGAUUUCAAAGAAAGAAGGGGGGUGUUUUGUCAGGUGUUUGUAGGAAAAUCCAAAUGAGUGUGCUUGUCUGAAAUGGUUAGACCUGCAACUAAAUAAAUACUUAAACUCAA